Messenger RNA from Ectocarpus sp. CCAP 1310/34, 1366 nucleotides. Lineage: Eukaryota; Phaeophyceae; Ectocarpales; Ectocarpaceae. The record is from the annotation of a GenBank genome assembly.
AUGGCCGUAGAACAGGCUCGAAAGUUGCUUGCGGUAUCCUCCGGGCUCCUGAUAGAAUCCGGCGCGCCCAAUGCUGACACGAAUCCCGCGCAGAUGCCUGCGCUUUUCUUCGGGAUGAACCGGAUGUUCGGCAUGCUCGACAAGGCCGCCUACGCUCGGCUAUCUCGUGCCGUGUCUGCUUGGAUGAACGAGAAAAGGCAGGUGGAUCAGAUUUAGUCCUCCGAGACCAAGACAAUCAAUGCAAAAGGAAGAUUUGCAUGCCCUGUUCGACCUAGCAGGGUCGAGUCUCAUGCGGAAAGGUUUGGGGGUCGAAGAAAAAGGAAAGGGACACAACCCCUAUCUGCUUCGCAUUUUUUACUCCUUUGGCGCACAGGUCGCUUGUUUCAGGACAAGGCUAGCAACACGGCCAAGGCCAGGCGCUCGUGUUUGCCAAUAUUUUGUAGUAGUGUAAAUAUUUAUCGUUUCCAUCCUUAGUUUGGUUCGGCUUUGACGGGUGACCGCGCGAGACUUCUGGUGCCGUUGCAUUUGUCGGAGGUGGGUGUCGAGAGGAUAGGAAACAACCAUGUUGGAUGUUCGCCACCGUGUUGAAUGUUGCUCUGUGUACUUAGGAUCUUGGCCCUCGCUGCGCGUCUGGCCCAAACUGAGAGGCCGGUCGUCAAGUUCAGAAAGCGGUGACGUUACCUUUCGCGUUCACGAGGGCGUCAAUGUCUGUAGGACGUGUAGCAUCUCAGCAUGUACAGAAAGUAGGAGGAGGAGUCGUUUCCCUCUUGUGUAGGUUGUUGUUUCUUGGGGUGUUCAUGUUUGUGUAUUUAUGGCGUUUUGCACAGCGUAAUCGUCCUAGUCUAGUUAAUUGGUAUAGUCUAGUUAGGUCCUCGUCGUUGAUAUUUUCCGAGGUAGGUACUGUACUAGAGCAGAAAAAGCCUUCGUGCGAUUUGUUUAGAUGUCCUCGUGAUGCCAAGUACUGCUGUUCUGUUAGUUGGGUCCGUCAAUGUCGAGGUGGAUACCAGCACAUGAUGACCUGGCCGCAGUCACCCGCGUGUGUCUACAGUUUCUACUCUUCGUUGAUAUCUGGUUGUGAGUUCCUUGAUGAUGACAGUAAGUUUUCCUUGUGCAUUUCGGGCUUCGUGUGUUGCUUCUCUGGCACUGCAAUAGAGCAGCCUGUCACAGUGUCCAUACCGAAGCAAGUUUUGACCUAGUUGACGAUGACAGUUAGUUCUCCUUUUGCAUGUUGAGCUUUGUGUGUUGUUUCUGGUACUUCAAAAGGGCCGGCCGUCGCAGUAUCCAUACCGACGCAAGUUUUCACCUAGGGGAGCCGCAUGAGCAUGAAUGGGGUUAGGGUUGGGUUAACAUUGAAUUCGGUCGCGCC